Messenger RNA from Cyphomyrmex costatus, 327 nucleotides. RefSeq lists its product as uncharacterized. The transcript has a single exon. The annotation marks the transcript as partial. The record is from RefSeq and is a predicted model, not a curated record. NCBI's taxonomy places the organism in Eukaryota, Metazoa, Arthropoda, Insecta, Hymenoptera, Formicidae.
AUGAUGUUAAUCACGGACGACUGGAAUGAUUGUGCUGAGAAUGAUAUCGGCCUGCGCGUGAUGACAGACAAGGCAAAGAUAUUAGAUCGUAUCGCUAAUAUGAUUUUCAUCCUUCAAACGGUGACGAUUGCUGCAUAUUACCUCAGAACUGUUAUCACUGAUGUCGAUAUUACAGAUAAAAUCGAGCUGCCGUUUAACACCAAAAUAGAGCUUCCUUUCAGUAUUAGUACGCAGCGAAUGUAUAGAUUAGUGUUAAUCACAGAAUUUAUACACGCAAUUUUUGCAAGUUGGGUACAAUGUGUUAUAAAUACCAUAUUUUUGGCUAUG